GGAGCCCAGGCCUUAUUGCAGCCGCAGGAUUUCUUUGCACAUCGCUCUGAAUACAUUUGCAUGCUUUUGGGCUUGCCAUCUCUUAAAGGAGUCGCCCUCCGAGGCUGCCAACCUCAGCUGCCUCGCCAUGCCCCUGGCCGGGUCCCUGCUGCUGCUGCUGCUGCUGGUGCUGUCCGCUCUCCUGGACCCUGCGACCGCCGGCCAUGGGACCCCCCGGACCCUGAGACUCACCAAGGUUAGUGGCUUUUCAUGGGAGAACUGCGACGAUGGAAAGGACCCAGCGGUGAUUCGCAGCCUGGCGGUGUCUCCUAACCCGAUCAACAUCCCUGGGGAUGUGACCGUCAGCGCCUCGGGCUCCACCAGUGUCUCACUCACUGCUCCUCAGAAGGUGGAGUUAACUGUGGAGAAGGAAGUGGCGGGCUUCUGGAUCAAGAUCCCUUGUGUGGAGCAGAUCGGGAGCUGCACUUAUGACAACAUUUGCGACGUCCUCGACUCUCUCAUCCCUCCGGGGCAGCCUUGCCCUGAGCCUCUGCGCACCUAUGGCCUCCCCUGCCACUGCCCCUUCAAAGAGGGCACCUACUCGCUGCCAGAGAGCCACUUCUCCCUGCCGGAUAUAGACCUGCCCUCCUGGCUCAGCACUGGCAACUACCGCAUUGACGGCGUCCUGAGCAAUGGGGACAAGAGGCUCGCCUGUGUCAAGAUCUCCGCCUCCCUCCACGGAAAGUGAGGCAGGCCUGGGCACGAGGCUGGUCACCAGCCUUCUUCUUCCUGGAGCCCCCAGGAGGGCCUGUCCCUGAGGUCGAAUUGUCCUUCCCCUUCCCUUCUCCUUGCCUUUCUCCUCCUGUUCCGAACUGGCUAUAAAGCAACAAAGUCUCGCAGGCCCUGCUCCCUGAACCUUUCCAUCCCUUCCACCGGAUCUCUGACUCAGCUACCUCUUCUCACCUUCCGAUUUCUAACCAGGCCUGAGGGCUCCCCGCUCCUUACUCUUUUUCCUUUUCCUCUCCCUCCUUCCCUCCCCACCAGCCCCUAUUUGGUUACUGCAAAUAGCUAAGUAGGGGCUGGACCUGGGGACUUCUCCCAGAGGGACCAUUGGGAGACCCUCACCAUCCCUGAAUCCUCUUCCGAGGGCUGACCUGUCACUCGGGCCUCAGGAUAUUUAAUUCCAAUUUUCACACAUGGCAUUUUAAAAAAAAAAUCACUGCAUUAACAUUUAGCUUUUUAGUCUCUUCAGCCUUCCACCUGUCCGCGAUCCAUCAUGGCAGUGACACGCUCCUCUGCCAUCCUGCCCAGCCUUUUCCUGCAUCUGCACUGCAAUGUGGCUGGUGGCUCUGGAUGGUUGGCUACUUUCCCAGAGGCCCUCUGUCCUGGGUCAUUGGCCCAGUAUAUUAUGUGCAGUGGAGAUGUGCGGACAGAAGCCGCCAGAGUGAAACCUCAGUGGUAUCCACAGGGCAUUUACUGCUGAUUUCUGCACCGUUUCAGGUUUCCUCGAAGAACCCUUGCUUGCCCUCUUCACUCCAAAAGUUUCUGUGCCCUGUUGUUUCCACCAGUGGGCAGGAGAAGGGCAGCACUAAAGGCUCAGACCUUUUUGGUUUUCCUUUCAGUAAUAGAACAAGGAGUUUUAGUUUCAGGCAUUCCUUUUCCCAAGGGACCGAAUGGUUUGCGUUGCACUAGUGAGAACGACUCUUUCUGCUGUAGGGAAGCCCACGUGGCUUUUCCACAGGCCACCGUCAUGACUGUCUGAACCGAAGCUCCAGGCCGUUUUCCCACCAGAACUCCAAUCCGAACAACUGAACCCAUCCUCGGCUUGACACAGACCACCUUUCCUAGGCAAUUUGGCCCUCAUGGAGUCCCACCACUGAGGGAACGUCACAGAAUUUGUCAGUGCUCCAAAGUAGCCCAGAAACUUAGCUCUCUCCUACCAGCCUGUUCACCAAACCUCAUAUCUGGGGACCCCAAGGGAGCUAGGGAUGCGUACGGAGCAUGCGUUCCUGUCUUAGAACUGCAGUCUGCAUUUCUUUUAACUCUGUAACACUCUGUUGAAUUGUCUCACAGAUCCGUAGUUUUUAUGGUUGUCAUUUUUUCGCUUGGGGGAAAUUCUAGUCAUCCUACCGACAGGAUCCUUCCUGCUCCGUGUUCUGGCUGGUUUUCCUUCCAGCCUGUUGUACCAGGCAGUGGCAAAACAGGGUUCUUAAAGCUGAAUUCUCAAUAAAUCUUUUUUUUUUUUUUCACUGAGGUGUGCCAGGAUGUGUUUCUGCAAUUAAAUCUGAUUUACUGA
Tachyglossus aculeatus (Australian echidna) is the source of this 2275-nucleotide messenger RNA. RefSeq names its product GM2 ganglioside activator (gene GM2A). Bases 128 to 727 code for a protein of 199 amino acids. The transcript is spliced from 4 exons. Gene Ontology annotation, cellular component: cytoplasmic side of plasma membrane. Lineage: Eukaryota; Metazoa; Chordata; Mammalia; Monotremata; Tachyglossidae. Gene Ontology annotation, molecular function: lipid carrier activity; enzyme activator activity. Gene Ontology annotation, biological process: lipid transport; ganglioside catabolic process. The record is from RefSeq and is a predicted model, not a curated record.